AGUUGCUUACUUCUCGCGCUUGGUGCCAAAUUAUGCUGCCGAGCUCUGGUGACUCCAGCAAAGAGAACUGUGCUCCACAGGACGGUAUCGUUGAGAAAGAAGGACCAAAUAAACCUUUUAAAAAGAAGAACGUUAAACAACGGAAUGCUACUCCACAAGGCGCGGGUUCCGAAACCUCAUCCAAUGCAGAAGACAAGCAAGAAGAAGCACCGAUUCUAACGAAUGCUCCCAAAGACAUUAUUUCGAUGCAAAUACAGGAAACGAAGGCAUUUCUUAGUGAAUAUGAGGAGUUCGUUGACACAGAUUAUCCAAAAACUACCUUCACCCACGUGCCACGAAAGUUUCUGAGUGUUUCGCCAUUCACCCCGAUUGAAGCCGACGCGGAAGGAGAGUUUCUUCCAGAUGCUGACUCAAAAUGCGUGAUUUGCCACGAAGAGAAGGAUAAAACCGGAAAAUCUGAUUUGAUCACAUGUCAUGGAUACAUCAAUGGAGAAAUGGACGACGGCAAGCGUCUCUUGGGAAAUAUACCAAUGUUUCCUUGUCGUAGUAAAUUUCACGCGAGUUGUAUGAUCAAUUACAACAGUGGCGGCUUUCACUUUCAAUAUGCAGCCCGACUCGAAUGCCAAGCAAGACUUCUGUGCCCUCUUCAUUGCUGCAAUAGUUGCAAUUUGGACCAUCACAAGCAAUCGGCUUAUGUUGGAGAUAUUGCAGAAUGUGCUCUCUGUCUCCGCGCUUUCCAUUUGACGUCGUGUUAUCCAUCAGGUGGCCGAGAUUUGAAUGUUUCGAUAACAAUUGGUGGGAAAGUGGAGAAGUUCGAAAUGAUAAUUUGUCCAGCACACUAUCUACCUGGUGCUGAUGUUCAAUUCUACAAUAAACAUAAAAAAAGAAAAAACGCCGUCACUGUUGUUCCGAAAGCGGAUGUUACAAUGAAAUCCCAUAUCAAAGCGUGUUGCGUAAUUGGAUGUGAGAAAUCUUCGAAUUCAAAAACAAUCAUGUGCAAGACUUGUUGCCGAUCGUUUCAUUCUGGAUGUCGAGAAGUGGAAACGCUGAAUGGAAAACCGAUACCAGACGAUCAAUGCGAAUCGUGUGUUUGUGGAGAUCCGAUUCCGCAAAAUACAUUGAUUCUCGCGAAGUGGACGGACAAUUCAUUCUGGCUAGCAUUAACACUCGAUUGGUACAAGUACCCUACUGGAAAUCGUGGUAAUAUCAACUUUGAACGUCUUGGAUAUACUGUUGUCCAGUGGCUGAUACCCCAAGAAAAUGAUAAAGAGAAACAACCUCUCAUGUCAAUUGUGCCGGUCUCGGAUAUCGCCCGUCUUACCAAGAAUUACUUUUCGUUGGCAAAGAAUUCGACGCUUAGAAACUUGUGGGAAGAGAAAUAUGAGGAACAAGCAGAUACUGCGUUGAAGAGAUGCCCGUACGUGUGUAAAACUGUAUUUGGAAGACUGAGAACAUCUGUGUACUACAAAUGCGAACCAAAACUGGAAGAGUAUCACAACAACGAAGUUUGCAAUUGUGAAGGAGCUGACCGCUGUACAAAGCUGUCGUGUCAAUAUCUCGCCGAUGAUUAUGAAUGUCCCCCGAGUUGUUCGAAAAAGGGCGUUUGUCAUAAUCGUCAAGUUUCCAUGGGAAUAGUUAGCGAGAAAAUCAAACUGGCAGCCACUUUGUGUAAAGGAUACGGUGUCUUUGCGAAAGGUCAAAUCGAAAAAGACGAAUACAUAUGCGAGUACGUUGGAGAAAUAAUCGAUAAAGCUGAAAAGAAGAGGCGCUUGGAUUCGGUUUCAAUUUCGCGAGAUUUCCAGGCGAACCAUUAUAUGAUGGAAUUGCACAAAGGAUUAACCGUGGACGCUGCCAGAUACGGUAACAUCUCCAGAUACAUCAAUCAUUCUUGCGAUCCCAACGCUGCAUCUUUCGUUACAAAAGUGUUCGUUAAGAAAACCAAAGAAGGCAGUUUAUAUGAUACUCGCAGUUAUAUUCGGGCAAUUCGCACUAUUGACGACGGCGACGAGAUCACGUUCAGUUACAAUAUGAACAAUGAGGAGAACUUACCAGACUGUGAAUGUGGAGCUGAAAACUGUAUGGGUACAAUGGGAAAAGCGAAACGCGAGAAACCGGAAGUGGCUGAUAGUUCCGAGAAAGCUGCUAAAAAGAACAAAUCGUCCAAGAAGAAAUCUGUAAAAAAUCAGAAUAGAAAGAGCCAGGAGGCCGGAAAGAACGGAACCGCAUCUAAGAAAUCAGAAAUUUCUCCUUCGAAACCAUCCACAAGCUCCGCGUCGAGCACUUCCUUCGUCCAACAAGCAUCAUGGCCAAUUUCCCAGAAUAAGAAAAAUUUAAAGAAGAAUUCCAAUCAACCUGUAGCCGACACCGGAUCAACAUUGAGUACAUCUACAGAGUUGAAUUUCCACGAAAAACCGCAAGAACUCUUGAGCCCUGUUUCAUCGCGAUCGCGCGCAGCUUCAUCUUCAACACCACGGGCACAAAAAUCAAAGAGCCGUCGAGAUGAUGUGGAAAGUGAAGCGCCACCUGUGAAACGAGCUACGCCAUCAUUGCAAACAAUUCAAGAAACCGGAAAAGCGAUAGAGUUUCCUGCAACCAAGUCGGCUAUCACAAAAGCACGAGCGUUGUCGACACAAUCAGUUCCAUCACCUCAUACUGUGGAGGUCAAAGUUAGAGCAAUAUCUACUCGUGGACGAGUUCAAAAAGAGACAAAACGGUUUGAACCGAUUUGAAAAGUGAAAUAAUAUGCUGUCUCGCCCAAUUGAACUCUUUCCAAUAGUCUUCCAAGUACUAAAUUAUGAUUUUACUUCAAUUAGUUUCAAUCAACAGUGCCCUCAUUCUUUUUAAUCGUACUAUGAGUUUUUCCUGGACUGUCGACACAAUUUUUGGAAACGCUGAAAUUCAUUUGACCAACGUUCAAAGAAUAACGAAGACUUUCCUAUUCAUCUUUUUUGAAAAUUAUUUUCACACUAAACUAGGGGUUUUAUUAUUGCUUUAACCAUUGCUUUCAUUCACUUGUCAUUUUUUUUUCCCUAUGUGUUCUUUCGUUCUUGUUACUGCGUCCCAUCAUAUCGAUAAAUACGACUUUUUUUUCUCAUCUGUAAUAAAUACCUUUGCAAAUUAC
Molecule: messenger RNA, 3121 nt
Organism: Caenorhabditis elegans
Lineage: Eukaryota; Metazoa; Nematoda; Chromadorea; Rhabditida; Rhabditidae
Gene: mes-4
Product: Histone-lysine N-methyltransferase mes-4
Exons: 10
Coding region: 33-2729 (898 amino acids)
Biological process (GO): chromatin remodeling
Cellular component (GO): chromosome; nucleus
Molecular function (GO): histone H3K36 dimethyltransferase activity
Source: RefSeq, marked reviewed